Messenger RNA from Lasiosphaeria miniovina, 1110 nucleotides. RefSeq lists its product as uncharacterized. Lineage: Eukaryota; Fungi; Ascomycota; Sordariomycetes; Sordariales; Lasiosphaeriaceae. The record is from RefSeq and is a predicted model, not a curated record. The coding region runs from base 1 to 1110 and encodes 369 amino acids. The transcript has 4 exons.
AUGGGGAGCCGGUAUUACGGCGGCCUCGGGCCCAUGGUCAACGCCGUGUUAUGGGUGCACGUCGUCGUCUUCGCCGUCUUCGUCGGUCUCCGCCUCUACACGCGCAUCUCGGUCUUGAACGCCGUCGGCGCCGACGACUACCUCAUCAUCGUUGCCCUAGCCCUCCAGGUCGUCUACACCAUCUUCGUUACCGUCGCGACGCAGUACGGGCUCGGGCAGCACUUUGCCGAGGUUGGCAACCCCGAGGCCUACUCGACGGCCGUCAUGUACGAGGUCUUCAGCCAGGUCGCUGGGCUGAUGGUCAUUGGCGUCGGCAAGCUGGCCGUCGGCGUCUUCCUGCUGCGCAUCGUCAUGGUCCGCGUCCAGAUCUUCAUCAUAUGGCUGUUCCUGAGCUUCACCGUCUUCAUCACCCUCUUCGCCAGCAUCACCGUCGUCGUCCAGUGCAUCCCGGUGCAGAAGACGUGGAACCCCACCGUCCCUGGCCACUGCUGGCUUGAUUUCUCAAAGGUCGGUUUGACUGUCGGAUCUUGGUUUGUCGUCGCUGACUUUGGCUUCGCCAUUCUGCCCUGGUUCGUCGUCUGGAACCUCAACAUGAAGCGCAAAGAGAAGCUGCUCGUCGCCUGCGGCCUAAGUCUCGGUGUCAUUGCCGGUGCCUGCGGUAUCGUCCGCACAGUGGCUCUUAACGGCUUGAACACGGCAGAGUACAUCUACGAUACGGUGCCGAUGCUCCUCUGGUCCGCGACCGAAAGUACCGUUACCAUCAUGUGCUCGUCGAUCCCCGUUCUGCGGCCGCUGUACGUGAAGGUGCGGUAUGGAAGCAAGGGUGAUAGCAGCACGGGCGGCAACAACAGCGGAUACAAGUUGCCAAUGUAUGGCAACCACAGCAACCACAAGUACGCGCUGAGGUCGGAGCCCGGCCUGGAUCCAAAAGUCGUCCCAGCCGGCACCAGCCAUCGGACCGUCAUCACCUUCAACGCCGACAACAACGCGAGUGAUGAGAGCAUCCUGCGCGACGUCAGGGUCGAGGACACCAACGGGACAGGCGGCAGGAUCAAGAGGACGGACCAGGUCCAGGUCAGCUACGAGAUGUCGACGAAGGAGGGCCUCUAA